GUUCAGUUUUUGGGGGGCAAUGGCUGCAGGAUCUUCUCCGAGUCCUCGACUCUUCUAUUCUCCAGCGCAACUACAGUACCCAACACCAUCACCGUUCACUUACUCUAUUGGCUCUACUACUACAUGGAGCUCUACACCCACCCUCCAUCGCUACAAUCUCUUCAUUCGCUCAUUGGGGCUUCUAUUCUCUUUCGUCUCUGCUAUCUCACUCGCUUCACCCUCUCCCAACAAGAUCAAAGGUGAAGCCGCGUUUAGUUUUGGUCAUUACCCAGAAUUAAGGUACAGCUUUGGAGUCACCAUUUUGGCAUCUGGUUAUUCAGCUUCCCAACUCUUUAAAGGUGUAUGUGACAUUGUCCACAAAGGUCUUCUCAUCUCGGAUUUGGUCUCUGACUAUCUAAGCUUCAUUCUUGACAACCUGCUAUGCUACCUUCUCAUUUCAUCAUCUUCAAUGUUAGUGUCGAUGAUCCAACAGAUAGAAAGUGCUUCUCCGGUUUGGAAAGCAACCAUUGUGUCGAUGAGCAUGUCAUUCAUUGCUUUCUUAGUCUUCGUAGCUUGCAGUCUUUUGUCUGGGUACAAGCUCUGUAAGAGAAUCAUUUGGUGAACGUGAAUCCUCAUGUUGAAAUUCAACUCAACUCAGUCUUAUU
Messenger RNA from Telopea speciosissima, 644 nucleotides. RefSeq names its product CASP-like protein 4A4. Bases 20 to 601 code for a protein of 193 amino acids. NCBI's taxonomy places the organism in Eukaryota, Viridiplantae, Streptophyta, Magnoliopsida, Proteales, Proteaceae. The transcript has 3 exons. The record is from RefSeq and is a predicted model, not a curated record.